Messenger RNA from Hydractinia symbiolongicarpus, 3680 nucleotides. RefSeq names its product collagen alpha-1(I) chain-like. The record is from RefSeq and is a predicted model, not a curated record. Lineage: Eukaryota; Metazoa; Cnidaria; Hydrozoa; Anthoathecata; Hydractiniidae. The transcript is spliced from 7 exons. Bases 846 to 2924 code for a protein of 692 amino acids.
AAGCGACCUGGUCCGCAACGUUGGACACAAUAAAACUGCUCUCUAGAAUAUCACUACAAGAAGGGCGUGGCACAAUGAAGAGUGUUAUAUUGAUAAUGGUGGUUGCACUUUUUGCACCUUCGCUGGUUGCAGGUGUAAAGAAGUAUCCACGAUUUCCACAUGAUUUCCGUUUUGAACCAUUUACCCAACCCACCACUGAUCCUUAUACACCUUAUGGAUAUAGCUAUAAAUGUAUAACAUGGGACAACACAGCUAUGUCGAAUGCUUAUUCAUGGAAAGGUUACUUUUGUUGGAGAGUAGGACCUACACUCUUAGAUGCUGAGAUUCAAUGGUCAACUAACGGUAAAAUUUGUUUAUUACUCCUCUCUGUUUUGGAAUUUUUAAGGAUUUUUGGAUGGAUUUUUUGGACUUGUUUGCAACAGAUUCGAUUAAGUUUUUAAUAUAAAUGCUUGAGAAGAAAGGCUACUAAAAAAAAGGAUUUAAUUUCUUACAACUGAUCUGAAUAACCAUAUAUCGGCUAUUAUGCAAGAAUUUUUAUAUUUUUACAUUUAUUUUAGGACAUUGUUUUGUAAAUACACUCUACUUUAGGUCCAAUCGCAAACAAAAGAUGUACCCAUAUCACCGAACCUGAUGAUCAAGAUGCUUCAGGAAAUCCACGAAUGCGAAACUCGUACUUGUGUGUACCAACAGAUUCUCCUUACCAUUUUGCUUUCUCUAACUCUGGAUUGAUCCAAAGUCCAUGCUCUGACUGCUUAGCCACACAGAUCACAUCAACAACAAACUACGGAUGGGGAAACAAUUAUUUGUGUAGUCUUUGUAUCACUCUUGUGAGCGGUAAGUAGUGCAUGUCACCACGUGUUAAGUAUUGUACACUAACAAAUAACAAGUUUUAUAUAAUGAUUUUUCUAAAUUUAGGACCGCAAGGACCACAAGGACCUAUUGGACCUAAAGGACAGAUAGGUAAUCAAGGAUUCAAAGGACAACAAGGGGAGAAAGGAGACAAAGGUUUUACAGGGAGAACAGGACCAGACGGCUACCAAGGCGCAAAAGGAGAAAAAGGAGAUAUGGGUGACAAGGGUGACACUGGUGAUCAAGGUCCUGCAAAUUCUCCUGCACUAAAGGGUAUAAAAGGUGACCGAGGUGAUCAGGGACCCAAUGGACGUCAAGGAUUCACUGGAGAUGAAGGAUUUAAAGGUAUUACUGGUGACGUCGGCGUUGCAGGUUCAGUUGGAAUGAAAGGCGAAACUGGUGAUGCAGGGCGUAAUGGCAGAAAGGGGGAAAAAGGUAUGACAGGAAUCAAAGGACUGACAGGAGUGAAAGGAGAUAGAGGUGAUGCAGGAAGUCAGGGUAAUGAUGGGGUUGCUGGCACUGAUGGAAGCAAAGGUCUCACCGGAGACAGAGGAGAUAAAGGAGAAGCCGGUGACACUGGAUCAACAGGACCAAAUGGAGCCAAUGGUGUGAACGGUAUUGAUGGCGCCAAUGGAGGAAAAGGAGCUAAAGGAGUGUCAGGAGAUAAGGGACUUAAAGGAGAUGUUGGGGAGGAAGGCUUGAUGGGAAAUCAAGGAGAAAAGGUACAAAAUUAUAUUAUAGCCUCCACUUUUUUGCCAAGAAGGAGAAUGUGUUUUUUUAUAAGGGUAUCAUGUUUUUUAAUCAAUUAUGGAAGACAAGGGAUGCAAGGAUCUGGGCGUGGUUGGACCAAAAGGUCGGUAUACUACCGUAUUUUUAUAAUUACCAUCAAAUGGGUACAUACAUGUUUCUUUUUGUUUUACCGUCUUUUUAUCACAGGAUUUAAAGGAAGGACUGGUGCUACUGGUAGCAGAGGAACAACAGGGGCUACCGGAUUAAAAGGAGAAAGAGGCGUACGAGGCGAUAAUGGGGCAAAUGGAAAUAGAGGCUUAAAGGGAGGGAAAGGUCUUAAAGGAGAUGUUGGAGACCGUGGAGCAACCGGAGCACAAGGUGCAAAAGGAUUUAAAGGUGAUACUGGAGAUGAAGGAGCACAGGGAGCAACAGGAAGUAAGGGUGAAAUUGGAGAUCAAGGACCUGUUGGACACCAAGGCGAGACUGGAUACGAUGGAGCACAAGGAUCCGAUGGAGAACAAGGAGAAAAAGGAGACCAAGGAGACACAGGAGACCAGGGAGCAAAUGGACAACAAGGACAAAAGGGACAAACUGGAAAUAAAGGUGCAAUAGGAGAUAUCGGAUUCGUUGGCGAAACUGGCAUUAAAGGAGAAAAAGGAGACAGAGGAGACACUGGUGCCACAGGUGCAAAAGGAGCUAGAGGUGACCAAGGUGAAACUGGUUUCACGGGCGCUACAGGACAAACUGGUAAUACUGGAGCAACUGGCAUCAAAGGUGAAACUGGUGAUACUGGCGUUAAAGGCCUCGAUGGCGUUAAAGGUAAACAUUUUUCCGAUGUAUUAUUGAUAUCGUUUAAGCGAUUUUUAGUUUUACAGAAGAUAUAUAAAUUUAAUUCAAUUUCUAUGGUAGGAAUUGACGGGGAAAAGGGGGAGAAAGGAGACCAAGGCGAUGCUGGACCAUCUGGAGGACCAGGUUUUAAAGGAGAAAAGGGUGACAAAGGAGAUCAAGGUGACGAUGGAGACAGGGGAUCUAAAGGAGCAACUGGUGAUUCAGGUUUCAAUGGAAGCAAUGGCGUAAAAGGUGAUAGAGGAGACAAAGGUGAUACUGGUGAUCAAGGACAACAAGGUAUCGCUGGUGCCGAUGGAUCGAAUGGAAGCAAGGGAGGAAAAGGUGAUAAAGGUGACAAAGGAGACACGGGAAACGUUGGAUAUACUGGCGCACAAGGUGGUAAAGGUGAUAAAGGUGACGGUGGUAACCAAGGACCCAAAGGAGAUGUAGGAUUUGCUGGUCCAGCUGGUAAGAAUUUUAAUUGGUCAUUUGGUUUACGUUUGCAUUUACUUUAUUAAUACAGUAGAUAAUUUUUUUUAUUUUCCUGAGAAUGUUGAUUCGUUUUAUAAUAAACUUAUAUUUAUUUUUAUAGGUGCCAAAGGUGACAAAGGUCCAAAAGGUCAACCUGCAUUCUUUUCUCUCGGAUGCACACUGAAAAAAUUAGCUGGUAAUACUGUAACAUGCGGAAGUGGAAAAGUACUUGGCUGCAGUUGCACGACAUGUAGUAAAUACGAGCUUUCAAAUGAUGGCAAGACCUGCACAUGCAAAUGCCCUGCACCAAAACCACCAGCAGGACAACCUAGCUACUAUGCACCAAAGGUAGUUAUCAAUUUUUUUUUAUAAAGUCAAAAAUCUAUUGAUCAAUCUAAUGAAACUUAGUGGUGUUGUUAAGCGAAAUUUACCUUGUUGUUGAAACAGGUUAACAGGAUAACACGUAAAUAUUGUGUUACUUUAUUUUAACGAAACUCUGAUUCUUUAGGUCUUUGCAACGGCACAAUGUUGUCAAGCCCUCACGAAGACAACUCACGAUGAACCGGCCGCUGAUGCACCUGAAGAAGAUCUGGAUGAGUUUGAUACAGAGCUUCAACAACGCAUCAAGGAUGAACGAAAAAGACAAAUGGAAGACGCCAGUUCAAGCAAAGUCAUUCUUGACGAUGAACUUGAAAAAGAUUUAGAAAACGAAUCCUUCCAUGACGAAUAAUAGAGCGCUAUAAAAUAAUAUCCUGGGUUUCAUAUAGUCCUUAUUCCCUAUGUUUGCAUACUGUAAGAUUCCU